AUGAGCUUCGCAUUGCCUUACGGGUCGUUGUCUGCUCGGCCGAGUCCCAGCAGACGAUCUUUGGACUGGGAACACGAGCGGCUGGCAGUGCGAAGGCUUUCCUCACCGCGGGGUCUCGAUCUGCUCUCUCCGCCUCCUCUUCCUCGCCGGCCCUCUGCGAUCCCCGGCUACCUGCUGCCCUCUUACCAAGAGCAGGAGGAGCAGCUCCACCAGCAGCAUCAGCGACUUUCCUUGUCCAUCGGCUCAGAGGCCUCCCUGGCUCCUCCGGCACCUCCACCUGUGGGCGCCGUCCCACCUUGCUGCCGCCCGGUGGGAGUCAUGCACCUCCUGCGCUUAGGUCUCCUGGCGUUCAGCUGCCUCUUCUGGGCAGCAGGCUUGGCCAUCUUCACCCUGGGUGUUUGGGCACAGAUUUCCCUUGCUGACUUCAUGCUGCUGUCUGCCAAUCGCUACCCCAACGCCCCAAUCAUCCUUCUGUCCACAGGGGCUGCUGUCACCAUCUGGGGCUUCCUGGGUUGCCUUGGGGUGGCUGCGAAUCUUCCCUGUGUUCUUAGGGCUUAUGGGUUCUUCCAACUUGCUGCACUUGUUGCCGGUUUGGCAGCUGGCCUCUCAGGUCUCUUCUAUCGCGAAGACAUUGCCGGAGGAUUUCGCAGUGGCCUACAGCGAGCGGUUGCCGGCUAUACCGAAGAUGAAGGGCGUGCGGAUGCAUUAGAUAGCCUGCAGAGGGCCCUGGAGUGCUGUGGAGCUGAGGGUUGGCGUGACUGGCUCACUUCGGACUGGGCUUUCCAGCAUAUGACCUUCCUGCCCAAUGAGAACGGCAGCUCGGUGUCCUUGCCGGACAGCUGCUGCAUGAGGCGCAAGGGCUGCAAGAACCGACCUCUCCUGUCAGACUAUGUUGAAGAAGUUGAAGCUGCAGGAAUCCAUCCACACGGCUGCUUCCGCAAAGUCUUCAGCUUGGUCAACGACAACGUCUUCCACAUUGCUGCCACUGUGUUAGGACUGGCCUUUACCCAAAUCGGAGGCAUUGCACUGGCUUGUCUGCUGGCCAACAAAAUGACACCGAGACAACAUCGGCGUGUUGUGGCACAUUAAUGGUUAACUUUUAAAAAUAGCAACGCCUACUAAAGUUUAACCAAUUGGUUUGAUUGGGAAUGAAUUACACCUUAGGAGUCAUAGAGUUGCAGAGCGGGGAUAGUUAUUUUGAGCAUCCAAUUUCCAUUGAUAUUCUGCGUAGACAGGUCAAGUAACCAGCAUGUUAAAACCUUUCAAUGCUUGGAUUAGUGUAAACUCUCCUGAUGGAAAAGUUAGCAAAUUCUUUAAAACAUCUUGUUCUCUGAGAAAACUAAGUGUCAGCCAUUGGACACCAGCCCUCAACUUUAACCCCUGUUGAGUAUUUCAUUGUGAGAAAAAGAACUUUCUAAAAAUCAAACAAGAAGAAGCAAAGUUUCAUAACUUGAUUCUGGUCCUACAUUCAACUUGAAAUCCAUUAACUUUUAGUUUCUGGGUCAAUAAAGAUGAAAAGAGAAACACCAUAUGUUUUUAUUCAAAAUUGUGAACAUGUACCCUGAAUUUUUGUUUGCCAUGUCAAAUCUCUUUUUUUUUUAUAAUCCAAGCAUAGAAACAUUUAGGAUGAUGGUCAUAAACACAGGUUAUGCAAAAGUAUAAUUUGUUCCAAUGUAGAGUAACAUAGGACCAUGUAGGAUAUAAUUACUGUAAAAUUGUGGUGCUUUAGUGGUUCAAAAAGCAAAUUUCGCAACCUGGAACUCCUCAUACUUUGCAAGUCUCUUACACUGACUGAUUGCCAGAUUGGGCAGCUGAACUGUAAAUAUAAGAAAAAGGUGGUUGGCAGUACAUUGAGCUUUUGCCCCCUGAUGAACAAUGCAGCUUUGUAAAAUAAUUGUGUAAAUAUAUGCAUGGGUUAAUACACUGCAAUAUAUAAAAUGUAUGAAACACACCUACAACUAAAACAUUAUUAAGUACAUCCAUUUUGGGUAACCACUCUGGUACACAACACUGAAUGCACAGGAAUGUUCACCAGCAGUUUCCACUGGACCUUAUUUAGUCUGACUGUGUUCGACAGAUGUUCAUAUCUACAUCAUUGAGUCUUCCCAUCACAAAGACUUCACUAUGCUAGAAUGGGGCUUUAGAAAAUCACCUAAAUAAUCUAAUGUUCUCUGUAGCAUAUUCUGCAUUUUCUACAUCUAAAAACGCUGUACAGUAUGAAUGCCACUGUGUCGAGUCGCUGUAAGAUGAAGACUGCUUGAAAAAAGUUUGUCCCAGACGUCUCUGUUGCUAGAGUUUGUAAAUUCUGAAGCACAAGUUGUUUUAAAUCAUUUCAUGGGGAUAACAUUUCUGAUGAUGCUAGCAUAGGCCUACGUAUGACGUUGUACAGCCGACUACUAGCAUGAAACAACGAGUCUGGAUAAGAUUAGAAUGUUCUCUUCUGCAACAUAAAAACUGAAGUUGACUUCAAUAAAAAGCUUUGGAAAGUAUUAUUACUCAUUUAUUUGUUUA
Molecule: messenger RNA, 2511 nt
Organism: Labrus mixtus (cuckoo wrasse)
Lineage: Eukaryota; Metazoa; Chordata; Actinopteri; Labriformes; Labridae
Product: tetraspanin-7-like
Exons: 1
Coding region: 1-1089 (362 amino acids)
Cellular component (GO): membrane
Source: RefSeq, a predicted model, not a curated record